This is a messenger RNA of Linum trigynum, 864 nucleotides long. The record is from the annotation of a GenBank genome assembly. NCBI's taxonomy places the organism in Eukaryota, Viridiplantae, Streptophyta, Magnoliopsida, Malpighiales, Linaceae.
GUGCACAUGGCAUAAGUUUGUUAGGAUUAUUUUGGUGUGAAUGGAAAUGAAAGAGGAAUGAGUUUAGGGAAACCUCUACUUCAUCUAAUCCUCAUUUUUCGAAUUCUCUAAAAUGCUCUUUGUCCAUCCGACUACCUGCAACCCGCUGGAGGCCGAUAUGGCUCUUUCGGGUAGGCCGCCAGACCACUCUUCUACGUUUCUUUUUCCCUCGUCACCAAUCGCGCAAUGCACACCACUCUCGCCACCUUUGAGCUACAAAUCGGCGCUUGCGGGGACCCCGGUUUCAUAUCCGGCCAAGGCCCAGCAGUGGACCUUCAUCGGCGAGCAUGACUUGGAAGUCGGGCUCUAUAAUGGCGAGCCUUAGUUAAAGAUCUCGACCCAGCUCAAAGAACGACUCUGCUUACCCUGGAAGCGCACGUUGGUUGUGCGGCUUCUGGGGAAAUUCGUUUCUUACCAAUACCUUUGUUCGCAGCUCCGUUGGAGAUGGAAACCUUCUGGGAGUAUGGAGAUCCUUGACCUGAACAACUCGACAUUCCUGGUUAACUUCAGCAAUGAGAAGGACUAUCUUAACGCCCUCAGCGGCGGGCCAUGGGUGAUCCUUGAUCAUUAUUUGAUCGUCCAUCAAUGGUCACACACUUUUCGAACGUUGGAUAAACCUUGUUGGGAAUGAAUAGCUUUGAAAGCUAUAUUGAAUUAAUUAACCAUUAUUCUUUCUAGAUACGAAUAUAAUAUGGAUAAUUAAUAAAAGGAAUAUUAUGGAGAUAAUUAGGAUUAAUUAUCUUAAUAUAAUAUAUUUUAAUUAUGGGAGUAAUUAUCUUCCUAAUUAAAAUGUGACUUAUUCCCAAAGAAAGAGUGAAUAUUCUG